Molecule: messenger RNA, 384 nt
Organism: Nematocida major
Lineage: Eukaryota; Fungi; Microsporidia
Exons: 1
Coding region: 1-384 (127 amino acids)
Source: RefSeq, a predicted model, not a curated record
AUGCCCGCAGCUGCUGUGCUCUGCCCGAGCCAGAGCCUAUGCAUGCUUUGCGGCCCGGCGUCUUUGGGAGCGCACCCGGGCUUUUCAGAGCUGCUCUUUGCCGUGUGGAUUGGCCUAGGCCCGCUGCAUCUCAUUUACACGCUGGCACCCACAACGCACGCAUUCCGAGCAUGGGAAAUAGGCGGCUGGCCAGCCCCUUGCUCAAAGGAAAGCGGACGCCUGUGCACCCCACGGGCUGUGCGCUGUAUUUCCAGAAUAUGUGCGGCAGCAGGCAGCCAGCUCUUCUUACUCCAUGCAUUUCAGGGCGCGCACGGAAAGGCGCUUUCUGGCGAGUUUUGCACUGCAGCGUGCAUGCCAAGCCUCCGCUCUAGAAAUAUUAAUUGA